AGUUGUUCAUUUCUUGCCCUAGCGUCACAUCGCUGCAUCCCGUUCCUUAUCACCCGCAUGAUCUCCGAAGAACAUUAACCCUUAUCUUACCCACACCCUAGUUCGCGCCGCAAAGAAUGGGUCUCAUGUUGUCUAUUGUGAUAUCAUACGCGGGUAUACGCGACGCUAUCGAAUGCUUGAAGCACAUUAUCAGAGGUGUCGUGCCUGAUGACGAACCAAACUUUCAAGAUCUUGUCGAAUACUACUCAAUGCUCCUACGAAAGUCGGCCAAUCCGUCGUCGCCUGGAGAAUGGUUAAAGGAAUGCGGUCAAGGAUAUCUAUGCCUAACGGAAGAUAAAAAUGGAUCACUAAAAUCCGCCGCUGUUAAGUACUACGGGCAAACGCGUUCAGCGGCUAUUUUGUUCUCGACAAAAAUCUCUAGUUUUGGACAAGAAUCAAUCGAAGAGAAUUCCCAGGCAAACGGAGACUGUAGAACGGAGAAAUAUACGCCGACUAAAACUAAAACAAUUAUAUCGAAUAGUUCCGAGUCCUUCAGCAUAGGGCCAAGGAAUAAACUAAAUACGCCCCAAAACACCAUAGAAUCGAAUAAUUCUGAUAACUCCGUUGAAAACGAGCACAACGCAGAUGAUUCUGCUGAAAACAAAGAAAAAUUAUCGUGGCAUUACAAGCCUCUAAGUCCGGCACGGAAGCCACUACCGGAAAUACACUUCCAAUCAUACGAUGCAGACAGGGCGGACAGCACUGGUUACAGCGAAGAAUUUUUAAGAUCACUUGAUGGAAUUAAGUUCCGUCCUUUACAACGAAAUGACCCAAGUUGGCGUCGCAGAAGUUUCAGAAAGCGUCAUUCUUCCUCUUCUAAUUCAUCAAGAGAUUCCAGAGCAUCGCGUGAUGAAGAAUUGAAAAUGUUCACGUCGCUCGAAGAGGAAGAAUUUAAAAAGAUGAAUGAAAACGACAACUUUGGGAGGUUUGGAAGCACGCCUAAUUUAUCGACGCGUUCUUAUUCCAGAAGUCGAUCGAGGGAGAAGUCAAGGGAAAAGAAAAGUGAAAGGUGGAGCAUAGAAGAGACUGUUGAUGACGCGCAAGAGGAAGAAAAUACAGAAACUAAACCGAAGCUUAAAGAUCUACCAAAAUUGGACUCGUUCGUGGAGGAGAAAGAUGAAACCAAAGAGCCCAAUGAGCUCAUUUUCAGCGGCGAAUACACGAAGGCGAUGAACAAGGAUUGGCACAGCGGUCACUUCUGCUGCUGGCAGUGUGAUGAGUCGCUGACUGGCCAGCGGUACGUGCUACGCGAUGAGCACCCCUACUGCAUCAAGUGCUACGAGAGCGCUUUCGCCAACGGCUGCGAGGAGUGCAACAAGAUCAUUGGAAUCGACUCCAAGGACUUGUCAUACAAGGACAAGCACUGGCACGAAGCCUGCUUCCUGUGCGCCAAGUGCCGCGUUUCACUGGUGGACAAGCAGUUUGGCUCCAAGCUCGACAAGAUCUACUGCGGCAACUGCUAUGACGCCCAGUUCGCCAGCCGGUGCGAUGGAUGCGGCGAGGUGUUCCGUGCUGGUACCAAGAAGAUGGAGUACAAGACGAGGCAGUGGCACGAGAAGUGCUUUUGCUGCGUAGUGUGCAAGAACCCCAUCGGCACCAAGAGCUUCAUCCCGCGCGAGCAGGAGAUCUACUGCGCCGGCUGCUACGAGGACAAGUUCGCCACGCGCUGCGUUAAGUGCAACAAGAUAAUCACGCAAGGCGGCGUUACCUAUAAAAACGAGCCGUGGCACCGCGAGUGCUUCACGUGCACGCACUGCAACACGUCGCUGGCUGGCCAGCGCUUCACUUCGCGCGACGAGAAGCCGUACUGCGCGGAGUGCUUCGGAGAACUCUUCGCCAAGCGGUGCACCUCGUGCAGCAAGCCCAUCACUGGUAUCGGCGGCACUCGCUUCAUCUCAUUCGAGGACCGACACUGGCACAAUGACUGCUUCAUCUGCGCGCAGUGCAAGACCUCGCUCGUGGGCAAGGGCUUCAUCACCGACGGACAGGACAUCAUCUGCCCGGAGUGCGCCAAGCAGAAGCUCAUCGACACAACAGUUCUACCGUUAGUCGUUACAGCGAGAAACUGGUGCACACUCGAUGAGUAAGGAAAGCCGGGCGAAGCUCUUUACGACAUCGCGGCCAAAACCGAUUUCCGCAUAGUCAACCCUAAAUAACAUGUUGACGAUAUUUUUAUAAAAAAAAUACGAAAAUCACAAAAAAAAAGUGGAUGCACAAAUAAAGUAUUUAAUUUCGCUUUUUUAUUUAAGUUGUUUAUAUAUUUUGGUUGUUUAACUUUUGUUACUAAUUUAGAAAACAUCCACGGAGUCUGUAAUCAUGUUUAUAUAGUAACGAACGCUAAUCGCCGUAUUAUAUUAUCGCUUUGGCUGUUGUCUUAGAACUAUAGGUAUUUUUAUAUUGUCAAUUUGUCUAGUGCAAUUCACACGUUGCCUUAAUAACAUAUCUAAGUCAAUUUCGAGAAUAUAUAUUUUGUUUAAUAAUCAUUAUCAUAAAUAAAAGAUUUACAACACCGACGGACAGUCGCGUGGUCUAUUUUCAUCGUUUAUUGCUAGAUUUAAUCCCCACCCGGAGUGGUGGGGGGUGUGUCAUUGAUUAUGCGUAACAUUGUAUAACUGUAAGAAAUUUUAAACAUAGUAUGCCUAUAUUUAAGUAUUUAUUUUUUAUGAGAAACGCACUUAUUACACAAGGGGUGGUCGGCGGUGUUGCCAUGUAAGAGCGCAUUGAGUCUUGUAGUGUUGCCAUAUGUACCGCCGGCUGGUAGCUUCCUAACACUAAACCUUUAAGCGACAUAACGUCAUCUAGUUUUUACUAAUGAAAUAUUAAUAAAUAAACUAUUUUUGUUCUUGAAUAAGAAUUCGUUACAAUAAUGUAAUUGAAUGUUAUCGAUAUUUUUACAUUAUAAUAAUAUUUUUAGUGUUAGAGAUAAGUGAAUACCAUCUGUGUUUUGAGACGACCACGAAGUGUUUGGGGAUCACUUUAUAAGGGUUAUUUGUUAAGGGUUAAAUUAUUCAAAUGUUGAUGAAAGUAUAUUUAUAAUAAUGUGUAAACAUAUAAACUGCUUAGCUGUGUGAUCUGAUCUAAUUAAUAUUUGUAUCUAUCUACCCAUAGAUUGUAUAAAUUAUGAAACUGAAAUAAAACUAUUAAAAGUAACUG
Parnassius mnemosyne (clouded apollo) is the source of this 3192-nucleotide messenger RNA. The record is from the annotation of a GenBank genome assembly. Lineage: Eukaryota; Metazoa; Arthropoda; Insecta; Lepidoptera; Papilionidae.